UCCGAACCCAAAGACGUUGCCCGAGUCCCGAGACAUGCAACCCGUUUGCCGCUUGCGCUUGGCCCCCGCGCGGCCGGAGGUGCCGCGCGCGCGGGCGGGCACGGCCACGACGUGCCUGCAGGUCCGGCGGGCCACGACGACGAGCCGCGGCUGCGCCUGGUGCGUGUGCGUGGCUCCCGCGCGGCGCCCGCGAACCGCCCGCACGUCGUGCGGAGCCGGGCCGACGGAGCCCGUUGAGGCGCGCAAGGACGGAGCGGCGCCGGCGGUCGAUCUGCAGGCGGAUCAGGAGGCCGGGCUGCUGGCGCCUGAGGAGCUGGAGGUGCUGGAGGAGGCGGCCAUCACGGGGGACGACGAGGGGCGCCGGCCCACCGACUACGACCGCCGCGCGCACAUCUUCGAGGAGAGCUCGCGGGUGUUCCGGGAACUCAAGCAGCGAAGCGACGGCGACGGCGGCAGCGGCGGAAGCGAGAGCGGCCCUGGUGGCGCGACUACUGGUGCCAGUGCCACCGCGGCUGAAAAAAGAGCGUGUAACGAACAGCAGCAGUAGCAGCUAGCUUGUAAAUUAAUGUGAACUGUGUGUCGAAUGGGUGUGUAUGUGUUGCAAACUUGCAUGCAAAUGUAAUUACUCGACCUUCACCAUCUCUCAUUUGACACGGCACAACGUGCUGCAGAUCAUCAACUGUUUAACUUCUUUGACAGAGAGGUUAACCAUGAGGUCACUUCAUCAUCA
Molecule: messenger RNA, 730 nt
Organism: Sorghum bicolor (sorghum)
Lineage: Eukaryota; Viridiplantae; Streptophyta; Magnoliopsida; Poales; Poaceae
Exons: 1
Coding region: 35-547 (170 amino acids)
Source: RefSeq, a predicted model, not a curated record